Macadamia integrifolia is the source of this 882-nucleotide messenger RNA. RefSeq names its product 60S ribosomal protein L18a. Gene Ontology annotation, biological process: translation. The record is from RefSeq and is a predicted model, not a curated record. NCBI's taxonomy places the organism in Eukaryota, Viridiplantae, Streptophyta, Magnoliopsida, Proteales, Proteaceae. Gene Ontology annotation, cellular component: cytosolic large ribosomal subunit; ribosome. The transcript has 4 exons. Gene Ontology annotation, molecular function: structural constituent of ribosome. The coding region runs from base 147 to 683 and encodes 178 amino acids.
CUUCAUCAGUUCAUUUUAGGGUUUCUUCGCGAGCCUAAUAUAUCAUAGGAAGCGAGCCGUCUCUAGUCUUUUAGGCGGUUCAGAUCACCAAACCCUCAGAGAGGUCUCUGAGUGUCGCGAAACCUCUCUUAGCGGUACUUGCAGAGAUGGUGACUUUCAGGUUUCAUCAGUAUCAGGUGGUGGGGAGGGGUCUCCCUUCAGCAACAGAUGAGCAUCCGAAGAUCUAUAGGAUGAAAUUAUGGGCAACGAACGACGUUCGUGCCAAAUCGAAGUUCUGGUAUUUUUUGAGGAAGCUCAAGAAGGUCAAGAAGAGCAAUGGACAAGUCCUUGCCAUCAACGAGAUUUUUGAGAAGAACCCAACCAAGAUCAAGAAUUAUGGGAUUUGGUUGCGGUACCAAAGCAGGACUGGGUAUCACAAUAUGUACAAGGAAUUCCGUGACACCACCCUUAACGGUGCUGUUGAGCAUAUGUACAACGAGAUGGCUUCUCGCCACAGGGUAAGGUUUCCUUGCAUCCAAAUUAUCAAAACGGCUACCGUCCCAGCGAGUCUUUGCAAGAGAGACAGCACAAAGCAGUUUCACAACGCAAAAAUCAAGUUCCCCUUGGUCUUCAGGAAGGUUAGGCCACCAACCAGGAGGCUCAAAACCACAUACAAGGCCUCAAAGCCCAACUUGUUUAUGUGAUGGGAUGGAUUCUUGCAUUCCUUAAUUUUGUUAUUUGCAUUUAAAACUCUUAUUAUUGAUAGUUUAACUCUUACUUUGGUUAGACAAAGUGUUUUUGAGUAGUGUGAGUCCAUAAUUUACGUAGCUUUUGGUGGAUGCCAUUUGGUUUGUUCAUUUGAAACCUUCAUUCUGGUUUAAUGAUGAGAUACCUUCAUCAGUA